Molecule: messenger RNA, 1791 nt
Organism: Aspergillus bombycis
Lineage: Eukaryota; Fungi; Ascomycota; Eurotiomycetes; Eurotiales; Aspergillaceae
Product: fungal specific transcription factor domain-containing protein
Exons: 6
Coding region: 1-1791 (596 amino acids)
Source: RefSeq, a predicted model, not a curated record
AUGUCUUCAUCACAUCCAUCGACUUCCGGCACUGUGGUCGACAUUCCUCAGUGCCCAAAUGUUUCAGGUACAGGGGACACGAGUUUUGGUCAAGAGGCGGAUCCCAGUCUGCGGCAUAUCAUUGGUCUCCUUACACCUUUCAGUGGAGAGCAGAGCCUCAGUGUGGACCCAGGUUUGCUUUGGGGUCCUCAGGAUACAGAGCCUCCUAGUGAGAUAGAAAACCCUGUUUUGCGGGUCUAUAUCUCUGACAAAGAUAUAGUGAACGCAUAUUAUAUCUACAUCCAUCCAUAUUUAGCGUUGUUACCAGCUUCCGUAGGUCCACAGUAUGAGGACAGGCCGGAAGUCUUCCAGCCCUCGGCUGCGGAGGCCAGCACGGUGGAUAAGUCCUGUUUGCCUUAUUGGCCGACAACUUCACUAAGUUUAGCAUUAUCGGCAAUACUUUCCUUGAUUCCGCCUCCUCAGGACCCACAACCGUCAGGGGAAUGCCAUGUUUGGAUGCGACGUGCCUAUGCACGUCUCUAUGCGCAAGCCGCCCUCAGCAGUGCAGAAAAGGAGAUUGACGAUCUUGUGUCACGAAACAACGCAACUUCCUAUGCGGAAGACGCCCGUCUUCACACCGACCUCCCGUUUCAGCUUUAUCCAGUUCUGGCUCUCGUUGCUCUGAGUAUCUAUGAGUAUUGCCAAUGUGCUAAUGUAUCCCGGAUGCGCACCCGAGCGAACCAGGCCAUUACAACGGCUAUGGAUCUCGGCCUCCAUAGCUUGGACUCGAAUGCCUCAGAAGCACACCGACGAGCAUGGUGGUCCGCGAUUUCCAUACUGUAUCAUACUUCAGUCGUACAAGUAUCAUCACCCAUCAUUACUGCAAAUGAUGCUAGGAUAACUACUCCAUACCCCGAAUUUAAAGCGUUCUUAGAUGGUCCAGAGCCAUGGCCGCUUUUGCUUAAAGCUCAGGAAGCUUACAUCUCGGUCUCCGACAUUCUAGGGGCCUUGGGCCUAGUGUAUAAAGCUUCUACACAAUCAAUUGACUUGCGCGAUCAGAUACAUCAACUCGACUCGCGUAUAAUGUCACUGGCGACAGAGUCCGAGUUCUACAUGGGUCUAACAUGUAAGGACGAUGCCGAAGGGCUUGCCAUGCAGGGUAUGGGACUGAUCGCAUAUCUCUUGCUCCACUCAGCAUGGAUCAGACUCCAUCGGUUUAGAGCCUUCAUGGAUAUUCCGCUGUUUGUCGAAAAGCACUGCGACCUUACUGCUAUCAAUGACAAAGCUCCAUAUCCGGAAGUGUCGUUGAAUUUUGAAGCCGUAUUUCCGUUUACCGAGCAACAAUCCUCUGUCAGGUGCUUGAAGUCAUCCCUUGCCGUGGCUCGAGCAUUUAGAAACCUUCCCCGUCCACAACCAUCCCGGUCGACCGGGGGCUCAGGAAACGAUGACUCACCAACAGCCACCCAAAGCCUGGCUAUUCCUUCUGCAGUGCCACUUACCUUUUUUGGCGCGCGAUCUCCAAGUGCCUUGCCGUACUUUAAGUGUACGGCUAUGCAGGCUAGCUACUCAAUGUUUAUGUUAGUGCAUCGAAUACGGGCAGCUAUGGCCUCCAGCCGUCUUUCAGUCUGCUAUCCUCUGAUGGCGAGUCCAGAGCCUGCCACAGAAGUCCAAGAUGCUAGGAGGCUUAUUGAAGAGCUGCGACAUGCAAUUGAGUGCCUAAAGCAUUCUAUGGAGAGGGAUAUGGUAUUCGAAGGCAUUGCUGCCAUGUACCGUGGACUUACCGCUGUCUAUCUCUCAGUAUUCCCAAAUUGA